Molecule: messenger RNA, 5915 nt
Organism: Schistosoma haematobium
Lineage: Eukaryota; Metazoa; Platyhelminthes; Trematoda; Strigeidida; Schistosomatidae
Product: DDB1- and CUL4-associated factor 12
Exons: 4
Coding region: 70-549 (159 amino acids)
Molecular function (GO): protein binding
Source: RefSeq, a predicted model, not a curated record
GUUUAAUUCAUCAAUUCGGGCGCUAGUCACAACUUGCUUGUUUUCCCGUGAUAAGUUCAAAGAUUUUAUAUGGUACCUCCUACUAAACGUAAGGUUUUUAAUGGACAGAAACUCAAACCAAUCAUAAAGUUACUGCGUUCUCGUGAAUUAGGCACGAGUCAGUACAUUGGUACGGGUCAGAUACCAGAGUCUUCAUCUAAGUUUCCAUUCGUGUGGCAAAGACGCAGUCUGGAUCCUGGCCAUAGAAAUAAAAUCUUCGCCUGUCAGUGGAUUACGAAUAACCAUGUUGUCUAUGGUACAAAAUGUAACAAUUUAGUUCUAUAUGACUGCACCUCAAAUGAAAGCUUUGACAUUCCUUUGAUAAAAUCAAAUACUCCAUAUGCAAAUCAAAUUAAUCCUUGUGCUUGUGGUAUUCAUUCCAUUCAACUCAAUACAUCGAAAACGUUUGUAGCUACGGGGGGAGAUAAUGUCAACCAUAUCGGAGUCUAUAGAUUGUCGGAAUUUUCUCCUCACUGUUUACUUUGCGUAAGUCAAAGUCUCUUGUUUUGAACAGUGAUAUGAUUAGAUAUGAGUUCACAUUGAUGAAUUCUGGUCGUUCUAAACUAGAUGCAGACUUACUGAGCUAUCUUCACCGUGACACACGUGGUGAUAAACGUCAAAUUACGUAGCAGGAGAUCAAUUAAGAUGAGGGAGACUCAUUUGCUAUCCAUUUGAAUUUUUCUAAAAUACUAUUACCUUUAUUGACUAACGGGCUUUUGUACUCAACCUUGAGACACGCUUUAUAUGUGGAGGUUGGUCAUUAAUACCCUGCUACUGAGGAAAUUAGGUGAAAUAGGAGUUGAAGUUCCAUCCUGGUGGUUGGAAUCCGAACAAAUCUACCAUUAUGUCCUCUCCAUCAACUCUUCGGUUGCACGUUAAAGGUCUCACCGUGAACGCAAUGCCUUUAUUUUAUGAAACUACCAAGGUAAGCUGACCUUUCUGACUAAGAACUCAGAGGUUUUUACAAGCCAGAAGAGUUCGAAUUACACAGGACUAGUGCACAUCCGUACAGUGUUCUUCGUCGCUUCAUGUGCAUGUGCGUCACCUAAAUCAAUCAGUAUGCCGGUACAUUCCUAUACAUUCGCAAACACUAUAGGUAUAACAAUUAAUAGUUAACAUGGCAAUGGUAAAUAGCUGAGGGUGACAAAUAGUCUUCACGCUCUUAUGAUUAUACCUUAAAAAUAAAAUAAGGUAUUCGUCACCUAGUGCACCUAAUCAGAUGUCGGUAAUAAACGGUACACUAAAGCUAUCCACCGGGCUUUCAAGAGUAGCUUCUAGUUGAAGGCUUCUUGUGUUUGCGUGGAGUUCCAGUUUAGAAAUUUGUUCCAGUUCAUCAAGUUAUAAUUUUCAAAGUACUUCAUUUUAACCGUUAGCACCAUUCAUCUUUACACUGAACGUACUUCAAAACUGGACAUUCAAACUUUUACAUUGUUACUAUGUUGUACUUAACAGUACUCAUAUACUGUGUAUGUGCUCAAAAUAAAGGUUUGAAAUAUUUUGUCUUCAAAUUCCGCAUAUAUAGUUAUUUUAUAAAUCAUUUUGACCAAUUAUUACACAAAAAAUCAAUAUUAAUUUUUUAUAACCGACUGCAGGCGUUUGAGUUAGUUUUUAUUCCCUAAAUUUAAUUUUUAGGAUUGCCAUAAUGAUUGGGUUUUUGACUUACGGUGGCUAGAUGAUACCUGUUUAGCGUCAUGUUCACGAGACUCAUCGUUAGCUUUAUGGCGGAUUCCGUCUUCUGAACAAUACCCUAACAAUGACAACAGAAUAUACCGAAGUGCCGGCGCCGCACCAGAUUCAUCUGUAUUCCAUAUCCGACGUCCUAUCGCGUACGCCAUGUCAUCUACACCUGAUGAUCGUUUUCGUGCUUUGGAGUAUCUUCCGACUCAGACAAGCCUUGCAGUUGUUUCAAUGUCGCGUCGCCUGUACUUAUAUGAUGCUGUUCGAAUGGGUCUGGAUAAACGGACACGUCCGAUUUACACUUUAGUUUUGAGAGAUGCUUAUCAGGUUGGUUUAUACCUAUACUGUAAAUUUACCAUAACGUUUAUUAUUAACGUACAUUGUAAGUAGCAAUACUGUUUGGACGUCAGUUCACUUGAAUAUUAAAUGACCGUGUUGCAUACUGAGAGAGAAUAACAUUCAAGGGUUGUGAAAUUUAUUAAGAAUGAUGAGUUAUGGAAAACAACCUCUUUGGUGUAUAGAACUUUAAGUCACGUUUUUAAUAGAAGCCACUGACGCUGAUCGUAUCGUAUCGUAUCGAAUAAUGUCAGUUAUUGUGUGAAAUUUAAAUCGUCGUGGAGUAAGUAUAUGUACAGAUGUGGAAUGUCUAACUUCCAUAGGUUUCACCUGGUCAUUCUGAGUUAUGGCGCUGCCAUGCAAAUAGUAAAUUGCCAACAUUCUUCAAAUGUAUGAUCUUUGAUGCUCAAGCUUUUGUAACUUCGAUGUUUUUCAAUUUUAUUGAAGAGAAGAGAUAGCUAUGCUGGAACAACACUUUUGCAUGAUCCGGUAUAACGGUAAAAUAACAUAAAUAGUUUUCAGUUAAUCCCCUUUUGUAGUAUAACUGUUAGGUUAGACAAGUUUUCUAGUUUCGAGUGUGGCUUCAUUAAACAAACAUAAUAAUCAAAUACGCACUUUCUGCAAAACUUAAAGUAUGCAUGUUUGUUCGUUUUAAGAUGUAUUCACUUAUUUGAAAAUAUUGACUGUUGAUUAAAUCCCCCAACAUUUAAAAUACACCUACCAAAAAACUAAACUAUUAGGCUUCAAUAUAAGCUUUAAAAAUCUGUACUUUUAUUUAUCUUUGGCAAGUGUAUUUAAUAUUUAGUGGGCACAAAUCGGAACUUUCUAGGCACCAUCAAGAUUCAGCUCAACCACAUUAUUUUGAAAGCACUUUCAAAUCACAAAUGUUCACUUGUCUGCAGUUUUGUGUUACCUAUCUUUUACAGUCGUGGGCAGCAGACGUGUUUUAGAGCGUUCCGCACUGUUUUGCUGUAUUUACAUUUUGGUGAUUAUGAUCCACGUUGAUUCACUUUUAUUCAAUAAAAUAAUACAGAAAGGAAAGAAUACUAAAAGUAUGGUAAGAUUAAAGUGGAUAUAAAAAAACCAAUGUGAGUCGAUAAUUGAGAAUACUUUGUCUACUAAACACAAAAUAACUAUUAAGUCUGUCAACACCAUUGCGAAUAAUUCUGAAUGACUCAUAUCUCAUGUAGAAGUAAGAUGCAUGUAAUACAGACAUUCGUUAAUAAAUGAUAAUCAUGUAAACAGUCAGAUAAUAAAAACUUAUACGACUACUAAAUUUUUAUAAGUUGUGGGUUUUCUUCGUCCAACUGUUGAUCUCAGCCAAAUAAUCUUAUUCUUUUCUUGCAAACGACGUGAUGAUCGAAUAUAAUGAAAACAAACUAAACAAACCUAAUGCGAAACUGCUCUGCCUCAUUGCGCCUUACUGCUAUUUUCAUCAUUUGUUUCAGGUUCUAAUGCUUUUUUAAAAGCUACCUCAAUUGUAAAAACUAUCAGUAAUAGUAAUUUCAGUUCACUUCAAGUCGCUGAAAUUUAUUGGUUCUUCUAUUUUAAAUCUCAUUUUAGGAAGCUGUAGCUCUUCGACGUUGGCCAUCUGAACCUAAUUGCAUAGCACUUGCAACUCAUCAUUGUGUACUUUUGUUCGAUAUUCGAUGUUCUACAGUCAAGGUUGGAGCUGCAGCACGCUGUAUACUUCCUCCCUUAGAUGUAUCAGGUGUCCGGUCUUUGAACUUUGCUGAAUCAGUUUUGUCUUAUGGCACUUCCAGUGGUCAAGUGCACUUUUAUGACCUUAGAAGUGAUCAUCAUCUGCCAAUACAGUUGGACGUUGGUCCUGGUUGGUUGAAACCACAAACAUGUGAUGAAUUUGAGAUACCGUCUGUUGUGUCCUCUUCAGUUGCCCCAAUUUCCAGACCGGUUUCACAACCUCAAGCAAUAGUUCAAAGUUCUAACUGGAAUGCACCUUCUCCGCCACCUUCCCCUGCACAUCCAGCUCUUUUGACACGGUCUCUAAAUACUGUUCGUUCAUCACAACUUAGGGCUGAAGUUGUUAACAAUAUACGUGUUCGUUUAGACAGAAUCCAACAUCGUCUGUCAAGUUUACGUAGUCGGCGUGGCUUGGCAGUGGCUGGAGCUUUAAACACCCACCCAUUUGUCGAGGCGUCGGUGUCUGACAGGUCGAGUUACGCUAAUAUUCGAAGUGAUACAUAUCAACAGAAUACCACUACAGAGGAUGGUAAUGAUUCUUCAUUAUCUGAAUCAUACUUCCCAGUCGAUGACCUCCAGUCAACCACAAAUAAUGAGACUGCGACGGUGGAUUCUCUGGAUGGUAAUAAUCAAAGUUCAAGUGAAGCAAAUGAAGUUGAUACACCUUCUACACAUGUAGUAAUGCCUUUUGGUUUACCACGUUUACAAAUCCGUGAUCCACAUUUAGGACCUAUUUUUUUAGGAAUGAAUUAUUUUGGCAAUAUUCAUUCUGAUUUUGUAUCUUUUCCUACAUUUUUCAACCAACGUCGAAUGCUGGCUGUUUAUACACAUGAAUACGACCCUUCAGGUACACGUUUGUUCACAGCAGGUGGUCCAAUCGCUUCCACAUUUCAUGGGAAUGUCGCUGCCUUAUGGGAGUAAAGCUUGUAUUUUACUAGUACUACUAUUUGUUUUAUUUCACCAGCGGUCUUUCUAUGUGUUUGCGUAUGCGUGUUGGCACAUAACUUACUGACCAUUAGAAUAUCUAUUCACAUAAUGUAUUUACUUUUCUUAUUGUCAAAAUUUUUUUUCCUACUUGUUUCUUCAGUGUUAAUGUAUCUAUUUGCUUAUUUUCUCCUUGACAUGCUCACUAUAUAUGUUCUUCACUUUCCUUAUCUAUGUAGACUGUUUCAUCAUUACUUGGAUGCUUUAUGCUGUUUAUACUGUAGCUUUACUGUUGUUCACUUCUGUGAUUUCAUUUCAGCAUCUUUUUAUCUAUGUUCAGAAGUUAAUUUCUUGUUUAUACUUGUCCUAGGUUAAUAAUAGUCGAGUUGUUUAUAACCAUAUUUACAUUCAAAAUAAUUAUAACAUCUAUAGAUAAUCAUCAAUCGAAUUCAGAUAUUCACUCAUUACUGAUUACAUUUAAUGUUCGCACUAUAAGAACAUGUACUUUAUUUCCCAAGGCUUCCUUAUAUACAACAAAAUUUCCCUGUAUAAUCUGUACAUAUUACUUUCUGAUUAAUACCAAAUAAAUUGUAUUUUUCUUGUGUUCAUUUUGUGGUAUUUUCGUUUAUUUGCAAAUUGUUUUCCGUUGGAUUUAGGUUUUCAUCUUGGUUUGUGAUUUUUAUCUGUUAAUUUGAGUUCCUGAUUAAACUAACAUUCCCAUUUAUCCAUGCAGUUAAAUCAGUUCUGAUUUUCGGAGGUGUUGAUAUAUAAGUAACGUAGUCGGUGUGCACUGAACUAAUUAUUUCUAGUUUUAAUUAGUGUAAUUAAGUAAAAGCGCUCCCGUACAUACCAUAUUGGUAAAACUUGUACCUUACGGCUGAGGAAUGUAGUCGUCAGUUAUAAGUCAACUCAAUAUGGUACUGCGCAGUUGUAUGAACAGUAUAAGUCAGUGGAGCUUCUCAACUGCGAGGGCCUUUAUUGUUCGUGAUAAUUAGAGGUUAUAUCACUCAUUUCUGAGUCACUAUUUGGAAUGCGAACACGGAUCAAACCUAAUCAAAAUCAAUCCAUUAGAAUUAAUGUAUAUGUACUAUUUAGGAACUAAAAUGUGCCUGGACUUGAUGAUUAAAGACAUUUAAUUAAAUAUAAAUUACGGUGCAGUAAUAAAAAUCGGUUUAUGGUUCCCAUCAUUGCAAAUUAAACAACUUUGUGUCUUAAUAUUACUUCUACUUGCCUUUCGU